AUCGGGAGAUAUGGACGCCCCACCAAUGUUCAACAGCGUCGAGGAUGAGUGCAGAUAUUGGAAAGAGCGUUCCAAGCAAUACCACAAAGAAUGGACAGACGUGAAACAGGAGUACGAUGAGUUUGUCGAACAGUCACGCGAAAUGGAAAUAGAAAUGGACGCCACUCUGGAGCAAAAACAGAGUAUUAUCAAAGAUCUCAGAGCCAGGCUUAAUAUGUUUGAGAAAGAAAACGAUUCCCUUAAGCUCAAGCUGGACUCACACUGCAUUGAUAUGUCCAAUAUGGAGAAGCAGUUGGAUACAGUGAGAAAGGAGCGCGACUCCAUGAAGGUAUACCUGCGGCAACUGGAGCAGAAGAACGACGACCUGGAGCGUGCCCACCGCAUACUCAACGAGAGCAUAGAGAAUUUUGAGAAGAUGUUGGAUCAAGCAUACGAAAAGAAUGCUCUCCUCGAGCUGGAGGUGGACGAAAAGGGUGUACUGCAGGAGAAGCUGCAACGGCUAAUGGAUGAGACGAGAGAUCUCAAACAAGAGCUCAAUGUGAAGACGCGCUACACGCCAGCGAAUGGCACCAGCAACCCCACAGCAGUAGGCACCAUCGCUGCCAACAGCACCAUGAACUCAUCCGCCUCUUUACCUAAUGGCAUUUUGGUCAACGGCGAUGUGACGCAUCCAUACGUCGACAACACCGUUGCCACAAAAGUCACCAGCGUCAGCGUCAGUGCUCUCAACGGCAGUUUAGUUAAUAAUAAAAACGAAUAUAAUCAACAACAUUCGCUUAAAAAUCCCGAGAACCUUAUCAAUGGCAAUUCCAUGAAUGCCAGCUCCCGCACAACGGCGCUCAACAUUGUGGCCGACAUGUUAAGAAAACUAAACGCGAUGGAGACGAAGCUGAAGACAUAUCGCGAGCAUGCACCGCCCAUGCAGCCGCGCCAAAGAUCAUCCCAGCAGCCGAAUCAUCCAGGAAUGGCUGGUCUGGCCUGCCUCUCGCUGGAUGCGGAAUAGUCCCAGCCACCAUCACCAUCACGAUCACCAUCCACCUCCAGUCCAGAGUUUAGUGGGGGAUAUAUUGUUCAGUUGGCUUUACGUUUACGUUACGUUAAUGUUAUCGUUGGCAAUUAUUUUCUACCUGCUGCCGCCGCUUCGUUUAUUAUUAUUUAUUUCACAUAACUUGACUUGUAAAAAUUCGAAAUUACACAACAGUUGAUGUUGUCCUUUCAAGCCCAACAAACCUAUAGAAUGCCUUAGUACGAAUUAAGAAGUAAACAGUAUACUUAAGCUAGGUCCGAUUCGGUUCCCUCUUUUAGUUGGUGUUCCACGCGAAGGCAUACAAUGUGUUUAGAGAAUAAGAUGAUGGAAGAUUAAUGGUAUCCCCACAGGCCCACAUAGACGAAGCUCUGUCCAAGUAUUAUGCUUCAUGUGGACAGCGAUAACACAACAAAAAAAAAAAAACAAAACCCGAAACAACAAAUACUCGUAGCGUUUAGGAAAAAAGACAAACCACAAACCUACCCCUUCUGACUAGACACGGCUUCGUUGCCUGUCGUAUCCCGGCUGCUUCUGGCGCCUGGCCGUGUCGCCGAAACUUUAAUAAUCUUAUACCAUAGUUAUAUCUAUCCCAGAGCUAUUUUCUGUUUAUAUUUACCAUCGAAUAUAAAUGUGUAAAAAUGCAAAAAACAAAUCUGUUAAAAGCAAAUGUAUAAAGAUAACAAUACAAACCACAAAUAAAGAGGAUUCUAAUUAGUUUUGAA
Drosophila obscura is the source of this 1749-nucleotide messenger RNA. It is a transcript of the gene nudE, whose product is annotated as nuclear distribution protein nudE homolog. The record is from RefSeq and is a predicted model, not a curated record. Bases 11 to 1003 code for a protein of 330 amino acids. Gene Ontology annotation, molecular function: microtubule binding. NCBI's taxonomy places the organism in Eukaryota, Metazoa, Arthropoda, Insecta, Diptera, Drosophilidae. Gene Ontology annotation, biological process: vesicle transport along microtubule; microtubule nucleation; chromosome segregation. Gene Ontology annotation, cellular component: kinesin complex; centrosome; kinetochore. The transcript has 6 exons.